This is a messenger RNA of Cajanus cajan (pigeon pea), 2048 nucleotides long. Its product is annotated as BTB/POZ domain-containing protein POB1. Gene Ontology annotation, biological process: response to red light. The record is from RefSeq and is a predicted model, not a curated record. Gene Ontology annotation, cellular component: nucleus. Gene Ontology annotation, molecular function: protein binding. NCBI's taxonomy places the organism in Eukaryota, Viridiplantae, Streptophyta, Magnoliopsida, Fabales, Fabaceae.
UGCUUGUCUGUUACACUUUGUCUCUCAUCUCAUCCCACCUCACACCUCACCACCGCCUCAACAAAAAAAAAAAAAAAAAAAAACUUAAUUUUUAUUUAUUUAAUUGUGUAAUAAAGCUUUGAAAAGCGAAACCAUUUUGUGGUAUUUGGAUUUUGAUUAUCUUGGUUGGAUUCAGACACAUGAAGGAUUUGAAUUCGGAUCUGUUUGACCCGGUCAUCAAGAUGGAGUCCGAGUGGUCUCGCGGCGGUUCCACCUCCGACGCCGACUUCGCCUUCGCCUUCAACGACAGUAACUUCUCCGACAGGCUUCUCCGGAUCGAGAUCAUGUCCGACCCCGUCGACGCCCCACGCGAUUCCGACACCUGCGCCACCAUUGCCGACUGGGCUCGCCACCGCAAGCGCCGCCGCGAGGAUAUCAAAAGGGACACCGGUGCGGAUCUUGCUUCGGUGCCAGACGAGCAAAUUUUGAAAGAGAAACAGCCUGAUGUGGAUGAGUGUGAAAAUCAAGAUGAAGAGGCUGUUGCGAUGGUUGAAGAACCCCAUUCUGGUGAUGAAGCUACAAAUAGUAAUGAUUCGGACUGGAGCAUGGACUGCUCUUCAGGUGCAGUUGUUAGAGUUAAAACGCUGCAUAUCAGUUCGCCUAUCUUGGCUGCUAAAAGUCCUUUCUUCUAUAAGCUUUUCUCAAAUGGGAUGAGGGAGUCUGAGCAGAGACAUGUCACCCUCAGAAUUAAUGCCUCUGAGGAAGCUGCUCUCAUGGAGCUACUGAAUUUUAUGUACAGCAAUACCUUGAGCACUACUACAGCACCAGCUUUACUGGAUGUGUUGAUGGCUGCUGAUAAAUUUGAAGUUGCUUCAUGCAUGAGACACUGCAGCAGGUUAUUGCGGAAUAUGCCAAUGACGCCUGACUCUGCAUUGCUUUAUCUGGAGCUUCCUUCUAGUGUCUUAAUGGCUGAUGCAGUCCAACCAUUGACUGAUGCUGCAAAGCAGUAUCUGGCUGGUCGAUACAAGGAUAUAACUAAAUUCCAGGAAGAGGUCAUGGCCUUGCCCCUAGCUGGAGUAGAGGCAAUAUUGUCUAGCGACGAUCUCCAGGUUGCAUCUGAAGAUGCUGUAUAUGACUUUGUGUUGAAGUGGUCUCGACAGCAGUACCCCAAACUGGAAGAAAGGCGAGAAGUCCUGGGUGCACGGCUUGCACGAUUAAUUCGUUUCCCUUACAUGACCUGCCGGAAGCUUAAGAAGGUCUUGACCUGCUCUGACUUUGACCAUGAUGUUGCAUCCAAGCUUGUACUCGAGGGCCUAUUUUUCAAAGCAGAGGCUCCACAUCGGCAACGAUCACUGGCAGCAGAAGACUCUGCUUCUUCAUACCGUCGCUUUGUGGAGAGGGCGUACAAGUACCGGCCCGUUAAGGUGGUAGAAUUUGAACUUCCUCGGCAGCAAUGUGUGGUGUACUUGGAUCUGAAGAGGGAGGAGUGUGCCAACUUGUUCCCAUGUGGCCGGGUUUAUUCUCAGGCAUUCCACUUGGGUGGACAAGGUUUUUUUCUAUCAGCACAUUGCAACAUGGACCAACAGAGCUCUUUCCAUUGCUUUGGGCUGUUUUUGGGAAUGCAGGAAAAGGGCUCAGUAAGCUUUGCCGUUGACUAUGAGUUUGCUGCAAGGUCUAGGCCAACAGAGGAAUUUGUUAGCAAGUACAAAGGGAACUAUGUGUUCACAGGGGGAAAGGCCGUUGGAUAUAGAAACUUGUUUGCUAUUCCAUGGACUUCGUUCACGGCUGAGGAUAGUCUUUACUUCAUCAAUGGUGUCCUCCACCUUAGAGCUGAACUCACCAUCAGGCACUGACCCUAAUUUCCUGUUGUAAACUUUCUAUUCCAGUUGGUAGCUCUGACCUCUUUUUUAGAACUCGAUUUCUCAUUUUCUGUUGACAUGUAAUCUUUCAAAAGCUUAAUAUACAUAUAGGCAUUGCACCCAACCCAAGUGGCUAGUGUUACAUAUGAUUCAGAAGAUAACUCGUGAUAUGUUAUCUUAGGUAUGUGAACCUGUCUUCCAUUUCCGUGA